Molecule: messenger RNA, 635 nt
Organism: Sipha flava (yellow sugarcane aphid)
Lineage: Eukaryota; Metazoa; Arthropoda; Insecta; Hemiptera; Aphididae
Product: heat shock protein 70 A2-like
Exons: 1
Biological process (GO): protein refolding; cellular response to unfolded protein
Cellular component (GO): cytoplasm
Molecular function (GO): heat shock protein binding; ATP-dependent protein folding chaperone; ATP binding
Source: RefSeq, a predicted model, not a curated record
GGUGUGCCUAAGAUCGACGUGACUUUCGAUCUGGACGCCAACGGUAUACUGAACGUGUCGGCGAAAGACAACAGUUCUGGUCGGUCCAAGAACAUCGUCAUCAAGAACGACAAAGGCCGUUUGUCCCAAGCCGAAAUCGAUCGGAUGCUCAACGAGGCGGAACGGUACAAAGAGGAGGACGAACGGCAAAAAGAGAAGAUCGCAGCCAAGAACCAGCUGGAGAGCUACGUGUUUAAUGUGAAACAAGCGUUGGACGACGCUGGCAACAAGUUGAACGAUUCCGAGAAGAAUACUUGCAAACAAGAAUGCGACGCAGUCGUCCAGUGGUUGGAUAACAAUCAGUUGGCCGACAAAGAAGAAUUCGAGUAUAAGCUGAAAGAAAUCCAAAAGAAGUGCUCGGGCGUAAUGAUGAAAUUACACGGAGGACAAGCCGGAGGACCUCAAAUGCCGUCUGGUGGUGCUGGAUUCCCUGGAUCGCAUUCUCAAGGACCUACUGUUGAAGAAGUCGAUUAAACCCGUCGACAUGAAUGAUCUCGUAAUUUGUAUUUGUAAAUAUCAUAUUUCCUAUUUAUUAUUUUAUUCGAACAAGGCUGAUAUCGUGUUAAUAUUUAUUGUGUAUAAUUAGUUUUAAUUAU